AUACGGAGGCGCACAGGAACAACAGUAAGCGGACAACAGCGAAACAUUUCCUUAUCGUUAACAUUUAUUCACAGUUGUUAACAGAGCAACCCUAACUCAGUCAAAUCUCUGAAUCCAAACGCUCUCAAAAUGGGCUCUGAAGGGUCAAGUGUUGUCGUGCCUAGGAAUUUCAGAUUACUGGAAGAGCUUGAGAGAGGAGAAAAAGGAAUUGGGGAUGGGACUGUCAGCUAUGGAAUGGAUGAUGCUGAUGAUAUAUUAAUGCAAUCAUGGACUGGGACUAUUAUAGGUCCCCCCAAUACUGUGCAUGAAGGACGUAUCUACCAGUUGAAACUUCUCUGUGGCACAGAUUAUCCAGACAAUCCACCAAGUGUGAGAUUUCAAACCCGGAUAAAUAUGACCUGCGUCAAUCAGGAGACUGGAGUGGUUGAACCAAGUCUUUUUCCCAUGCUUGCUAAUUGGCAAAGGGAGUACACAAUGGAGGACAUUUUGACUCAACUGAAGAAAGAAAUGAUGUCUGCACAAAACUGGAAGCUUGCACAACCGCCCGAAGGCAAUGAAGAUGGAAGGAUGGAUCACAAGGGAUUAGUGCUCAAGUGUUGUAUUCUCUGAGUCACACCGAGACGUGUAUGAAGGUGAGAUAAUGUAUAUAACGUCUAUACAUACAAUAUAUUAUUUGAACUGCGGCUGUUACAUGAAUACAUAUGCAUGUUUGAGAAAGUUUUCAUUAGUUCCAUCAAAUGGUGGCUAAAUAAGAUUUAUUUGGAAUCUAUGGCAUGUUCAUAA
Mangifera indica (mango) is the source of this 783-nucleotide messenger RNA. Its product is annotated as ubiquitin-conjugating enzyme E2 variant 1B-like. The transcript is spliced from 5 exons. Gene Ontology annotation, cellular component: nucleus. Gene Ontology annotation, biological process: DNA damage tolerance; protein K63-linked ubiquitination. Lineage: Eukaryota; Viridiplantae; Streptophyta; Magnoliopsida; Sapindales; Anacardiaceae. The record is from RefSeq and is a predicted model, not a curated record. Bases 130 to 609 code for a protein of 159 amino acids.